Leucoraja erinaceus (little skate) is the source of this 902-nucleotide messenger RNA. RefSeq names its product G-protein coupled receptor 15-like. The record is from RefSeq and is a predicted model, not a curated record. Gene Ontology annotation, biological process: G protein-coupled receptor signaling pathway. Gene Ontology annotation, cellular component: membrane. NCBI's taxonomy places the organism in Eukaryota, Metazoa, Chordata, Chondrichthyes, Rajiformes, Rajidae. Gene Ontology annotation, molecular function: G protein-coupled receptor activity. The annotation marks the transcript as partial. The transcript has a single exon.
UUAACUUGGUGGCGUUUGUGAUCCUGUCCAGAGGCAAGUGUGGUCUAUCAACAUGUAUCACUCGCUACCUGGUGGGAAUGGCAGCGGCCGAUCUACUGGUCAUUAUCUCUAAUCCUUUAUUGAGGCGAGUUGGUCAGCAUUACUUCCCGCAGUCAUUCCUGCACAUUACCCCAGUGUGCAGUCUCACCAUCGUCUUACUUUCGACAUCCACGCAUGUUUCCGUCUGGCUGACAGUCGCCUUCACCUUUGACCGGUUUGUGGCCAUUUGUUGUGAGAAGCUGAAAACGAAAUAUUGCACCAAGGAAACGGCGGGUGUGGUUAUCGGGACAGUGAGUGUGAUGAGCUGUUUAGCCUCAAUCCCCUGGUACUUUAUCUACAAACCAAGCAAGUUAAUUGAUGGUGUCCCCUGGUUUUGUGUCGUCACGCGGGAGUUCUAUACUUCCGUCGCUUGGGGAACAUUUGAUGUAACUGACCGCAUUUUAACUCCUUGCAUCCCGAUUUUCCUAGUUUUGCUUCUCAAUGGUCUGACGACCGGGCGUAUUUUAGCGGCCGGUAUAGUCCGCAGGAGGCUCCGGGGCAGCAGUGGAGAGAAAGGCAAGGACCCUGAGAUGGAAAAACGCAAUAAAUCGAUCGUUUUACUUUUCAGUAUAACCGGUAGUUUUAUAUUAUUGUGGAUAACUCAGCUUGUUUUCAUGGUUUACAGAAGGAUUGCAACCGUCCAGAGUUACAUCUCUUACUCUGAUCCUAACUAUAUCACAGAGCAAAUAUCAUUUAUGCUGCAAGUUCUGAGUACCUGCACCAACACGUGUAUUUAUGUCCUGACACAGUCCCAGUUCAGAGAGGAGCUGAAGAAAGCGGUGAAAUAUCCACUGAAUGCAGUUGUCAAAUUAAUAAAGCCAUAG